Messenger RNA from Coffea eugenioides, 1114 nucleotides. Its product is annotated as plant UBX domain-containing protein 1. The record is from RefSeq and is a predicted model, not a curated record. The transcript has 7 exons. Gene Ontology annotation, molecular function: ATPase binding. Gene Ontology annotation, biological process: protein-containing complex disassembly. Lineage: Eukaryota; Viridiplantae; Streptophyta; Magnoliopsida; Gentianales; Rubiaceae. Bases 151 to 897 code for a protein of 248 amino acids.
GGGUCCGGGGCAAGAAACGAAUCCGAGAAUUAUCGAGGGCGUCGGUUUCCUGCUCAUAGAGUCAAAGGAUUCAAGAAAACAAGCAAGAAAGCGGGGCUGGCAAAGGAGGGUAAAAAGAUCAAGCAGAUUGGAAAUUGUUGUAAAUUGGUGAUGAGAAUUGAUUCUCCACCAGCUGUCAAGCGGAGGAGAUUCACUACUAUCCACUCAAUGGACUCCGAAUCAGCUAAGGCAAAGCUUGCUGCUGCUAAAGAAAGAUUUGGUCGAGAAAUCCGUGUGUUUGAAACAUUUACUGCUUCUUCAAGUCCUAGUGAUGUCCUUGACAAUAAGGAGCCAGAUGACUUUUAUGAGUUCACAGCAGAGGAUUAUUAUCGACUCAUGGCAACAAAAAAGGAAGAUAACUUUCUGAAGACGAAGAAAAUCCGAGAAGCAGAAGAGGCUGCUCGCAGGUCAAGGAUAACUAAGGCUGUCAUUAGAGUACGUUUUCCUGACAAUUACACUCUUGAGGCUGUAUUUCACCCAACGGAGCAGAUUCAAAGCUUAGUUGAUCUUCUCAUGAAAGUAAUUAUUCAUCCUGAAGUGCCAUUUUAUAUAUAUACUACUCCUCCCAAGAAGCAGAUAAAAGACACCUCACAGGACUUUUAUUCUGCUGGUUUUUUGCCCGGUGCUAUUGUGUAUUUUGCAUAUGAUGAAGCACAAGGUGACGCUGCUGCUGCAGCUUCGGGGCCAUUCCUUCAAGAGGAGGUCAUGUCUUUGCAAGGCCUGGACAUCACAGAUGAGCAGCAAGAGUCUGCCCAACCUCCAGCAGAGGUUGUAACGUCCAAUCAUGUUGAUGCUGCUGUUCCCCAGGGCAAGCCUGCUGAUAAGAAGAGUAUCAAGCCAAAGUGGUUGAAAAUGUGAUAUAAAUUAAUCGCCUCUUUGCUGAGAUCUAGAUAGCUUGAUCCAUUUAUAUGUAUGAAAAUCACUUAGUUGCUUGCUGUUAGAGAAAAGGGGGGAGGGAACUUGUCCAUAUGCCUCCCAAACAUGGCAUCUGGCUGGUCGUGAUGAAUUUAAUAAUUUGUUCAUGAUGUCUGCCAAUUCUAGUCUGCUUUUGAGGUGGCUCAGCUUCGUGACCCAA